AUGUCACAGCCCCGCGAGGAGGAUCCAGAUAUGGCUAUUUCAUACGCAAGCCAGCCGCCGGCCGGCUCUCAAACACUCCCAUCAUUCCGCGAGCUUCUCCCCGCUCACCUGCACGAUGAAAUCGAAUCUACAUCUUCAUACUACACCCCACCACGCACCCAAGACCGUCCAGGAUCAGGCCACGACAUGGACCCGCGAUCGAUCCCAGGCUACAGCCCACACGCGAAAAUGCCCUACGACGCACACCGCGAAUACACCGUCAGCCGCGGCGACCACUCCCGCCACAUGGCCGACCCAGCCCACCACAUGCGUCUAGAAAGCUCCACCCGCGGCCCCAGCCCAAUCCUCCCCCCAAUCCGUGAUCUGGACUCCAUGCCAGGCCGAAAUAUGAAUACCCAGCCAGGAAGUGCCAGUGGCAAAAGCUAUCCCGAGCAUGGUCCGGCGCCAGGCUCCAUCCCGCCCCCACGCUCCGAUCCCUUCGGCCAGGAGUAUCGGGCUGGCGCGCCUAUGCCGGAUCGACGCAGUGAGGCAUAUCCGCAUCAGGCCAUGAUGCAUCCCGGUUCGCCGUAUGGGCAUGCGCAUCCGGGUAUGGGGUAUGGGGACGAGGGCGUGCCGCAGAUGAUGGCGCAUGGGCAGGCGAAUUUCGGGAUUAUGGGGGAUCCUAUUGAUCCCAAGACGAAGCGGCGACGGGGGAAUUUGCCGAAGCCUGUUACGGAUAUUCUCCGUGCGUGGUUUCAUGAGCAUCUUGAUCAUCCGUAUCCUAGUGAGGAGGACAAGCAAAUGUUUAUGACGAGGACUGGGUUGUCGAUUAGCCAGAUUAGUAACUGGUUUAUCAAUGCCCGGCGGCGACAGUUGCCUGCGCUGCGGAAUCAGAUGCGCACUGGUGAUGUCGACUCGUCGCGACAGUCUCCGUUUAGUGAUGCUGAUGGCUCUGAGCAUCUUGCUUCGCCCCAUCACUGA
This is a messenger RNA of Penicillium antarcticum, 960 nucleotides long. Its product is annotated as homeobox domain-containing protein. The record is from RefSeq and is a predicted model, not a curated record. The coding region runs from base 1 to 960 and encodes 319 amino acids. Gene Ontology annotation, molecular function: DNA-binding transcription factor activity, RNA polymerase II-specific; RNA polymerase II cis-regulatory region sequence-specific DNA binding. Gene Ontology annotation, biological process: regulation of transcription by RNA polymerase II. Lineage: Eukaryota; Fungi; Ascomycota; Eurotiomycetes; Eurotiales; Aspergillaceae. The transcript has 3 exons.